AUGAUGUUGCGCUGCAGGACACGUUCUCUUCUCAAGACAAUCUCCAGGCCUGAAGCACCCUCAUUUCCGACUGCUGGUCGCCUCCAGUCCACCCUUGCAAGAAUACACCGAACCCCAAGGCUUGCGUAUCCCAAAUCCACCUCUUAUCGCCACCCUCCCCUUCUCCUUUCUACACUAUUCGUCCCUCCAUUACAUCCUCGCCUCAGCGCCGGAUUCCACUCGACGCCUCGGAACCAAGGACUACCUCUCAUACCCCUACUAGCUUCUAUCUUCAAGGCCUCGGCAGGGCUAGAGAUUGUCCGCACUGCCAGUCGGAUAGCAUUGACAUUUAUCCCCUGGCUUUUGUUCAAAAAACACAAGUCGAAACGAGUAAUCAAAUAUGCCGCCAUUCACGGUGUUCCCGCGUCGGAGGAGACUAAGCAGAAGCACUUGAAGAAGAUCCGAGUUAGCACCAAGUUGCUGCAGCUUCUGCUGGCUGUACCUUUUCUGCUCUUCUGGUCGACUGUGAUAGCGAGCUUGGAACGGACGCCAUUGACUGGAAGAUGGCGGAUGAUUCUACUAUCACCGGAGGAAGAAGACGAAAUCGCGUCCCAUUUAGCUGGCCCUGGAUGGUACAAGUCGGUCGGUGACAUCCUAGCAGAAGAAGGCUCUCCGAGGAUCAUCCCAAGUAGCGAUUGGAGGUAUGAAUGGGUGCAAGAUACACUUCGCCAACUGGAGGCCAGCAUUCCUGUCCUUUCUCGUGAACCCGAGCUGUGUCCUAACUGGAUGCAAAACGGCCCAGAAACACAGCCGCUUCCCCCACCUGCAGAUUUCCCCCUUCGUCCGCGACCUCGAGGUUCCGAGUACCUUCGAUGGUUCUGCGAGAGCCUAACCAACAAGCAUUGUUCAAAAAUUCCCGGGGGUCCAAUACCAGGCCCUCCAUACUCUCUUCUCGUGGUCGAGAAACCUGACUCGUCCAAUGCAUUCUCAUAUGGAUUCGGACCCAACGGUGGCAGCGGCGUCGUUGUUUAUAGUGGCUUUUUGGACGACAUUUUCUCAAGGAUGCCACUACAAUGGGAAGCCCCGGAGCAAGCCCCACCCUCCCUAUGGUCGAGGCUUUUCGGUGGACUCUUUUCCAAACCAGCUCCAUUGCACCCUGCGCCUACUCCUGAGCAGACCACGGAGCUUGCCAUUCUGCUUGCACACGAGAUGGCACACCUCAUCCUUGCACACCACUUGGAGAGUUUGUCAUCCGUUAAUGUCAUCGUGCCUGGCACACUCUCCAUCGUGUCCGACGUCAUCCGAGUCCUCAUAUUUCCGAUUACAAUGCUCUUUGGGCCGUUUGUCAACGACGCAGUGGCACAGCUGGGCAAAGUUGGGUCUGGAGAACUCGUCAAGAUCUCGGAGUACUGCACAAGUGCGAAACAGGAGAUCGAAGCAGACGUGGUUUCCGCGAGGAUACUUGCCCAUGCAGGUUUUGAUGCGCGAGAUGCUGUUCGAUUUUGGGAAAACCGGUCUGGCGCUGACGGCGAAUGUGCGAGGCACGGACAGCACGGGCAACCUGAAGAAUCUACUAAUGGACCAAUGACUGUUGCAAGGCAAAUCAUGAGCUCAACGCAUCCCAUCAAUCAGAUUCGGGUCGACAAUCUCAAACAAGAACUCGCUCGGUGGGAGAAGGAGCGGCGGAGAGCACUGUCAGCUUUUCAGUCUUAG
Messenger RNA from Cyclocybe aegerita, 1692 nucleotides. The record is from the annotation of a GenBank genome assembly. Lineage: Eukaryota; Fungi; Basidiomycota; Agaricomycetes; Agaricales; Hemipholiotaceae.